AUGUCAAAGGCGAGGUUCUUGUCGGCGACUACCGAGUCGAAGGCGGCGUCGAGGAUGGUGGUGGGCAGGCCGCUGAAGGGGGCGGAGGCGGGCGUGAGGACCCGCGUGGCCCUGCGGGAUCUCGCAGUGGUGAAUUUUCGGGAAGGUCUUGUGGUUCCGCCUCAGGAGGCGGCGGUGGAUGAGAUGAACGCGGUUGUUCAGGGCAGGAAGAGCGCUGGCGUAUUGUCGGGCCGGGGGGCAAGCUUGUCAACCUCGGUUCUCUGGUCCGUCAUCCUGUACGCCACGGCCCAACUCCAUAAUCAAGUACACGAUCGACUAAAACUCCAUAAUCGGGCUGGUUUUGCUGGUGAUGAUGCCCCUAGGGCAGUUUUCACGAGCAUAGUCGGCCGCCCUCGCCACACCGGCGUGAUGGUCGGGAUGAGUCAAAAGGAUGCUUAUGUAGGUGAAGAGGCCGCGAGUAAAAGAGGCAUCCUCAUACUAAAGUACCCGAUCGAGCACGGCAUAGUCACCAAUUGGGAUGCCAUGGAGAAGGUUUGGCACCACGCUUUCCACAACGAGCUCCGUGUUUCUCCCGAGGACCACCCCGUUCUCGUUACGGAGGCCCCUCUCAACCCGAAGGCGAACCGAAAGAAAAUGACUGAGAUCAUGUUCGAGACCUUCAGUUUUCCGGCUAUGUACGUUGCUAUUCAACCCGUGCUUUCACUGUACGCCAGUGGGCGUAAAACCGGCAUAGUUCUCGAUUCUGGCUUUGGAAGCAGCCACGCGGUCCCGGUUUUCGAGGGCUACGCCCUUCCCCACGCCAUCUUGCGUCUGGGCCUCGCCGGCCUCGACCUCACUUUCUCUCUCAAGAAGAUCUGUACCGACAGAUACUACUUCCAACAGGAAUUCAUGAAUGAUAACUACGAGCUGCCCGACGGGCAGUUCAUCACCAUAGGGUCCGAGAGGUUCCGCUGCGCGGAACCCCUCUUCCGGCCGUCGCUGAACGGGAUGGAAGCUGCCGGGCCCGGGAUUCACGAGAUGACUCAUAAUUCUAUCGUGAAGUGUGACGUGGAUUUAAGGAAGGAUCUGUACGGGAAUAUCGUGCUCAGUGGCGGGUCCACCAUGUUCCCGGGCAUUGCCGAACGUAUGAGCAAGGAGAUAACUGCUCUUGCUCCCAGCGGGUGGGCUCUUUCCCGUGGUGGGUGUGCAGUUCCGGUGGCGCGUCGACUUGAAUUGUUGGUCGUUGAGGAUUCGAGUUUAGAGAUUGUGGUGUUCUGCUCCCUCCCCCUGCUCCCUCCCCCCUGGUUUUCCGUCUUUCCUGGGGUUGGGCGAAGGGCUCCGUUGGGACUGUAA
Molecule: messenger RNA, 1332 nt
Organism: Striga hermonthica
Lineage: Eukaryota; Viridiplantae; Streptophyta; Magnoliopsida; Lamiales; Orobanchaceae
Source: the annotation of a GenBank genome assembly